CCACACUGUACUACGACUGCAGGAAGGAAGCAACAACCAUCACAACUGCAUGACGCGCCGGCCUCGUCUAGACAGCAGCGUGUCCUUGGAGAUGCCGCCACCCGAGAUGCUGCAGCGCUCCGUGACCUCUGUCUCGGACGACAAGCCUCCAGCGUCGCCCACGGCGCAUCGACGCAACUCGCGGCAGUACAGUCUUCCCGUGUUGAACCUGGGCUUCUCUACCUUUAAGCUUACCAAAGAAGACCACAAACGAAGCCCAUCUCCAUCCAAACCCGUGGCAUCCCCCUCAAAGGACAAGCCAUCGCCAUCGCGACAUCGCCGCACUCCGACAAAGACGGCCGCCACACGCGCAUUCCAGCGCAUCGCAGAGGAUGUGGAAGCAGGUCACGUGACCGACCCAGGUCCUCAUUCCUCGACCGACUCUGACGACGAGUACAGCCGGAGUCGUCGGCAAAUGUUCCCACAGUCACCCAAGCGACAUGUGACAUCGUAUUCGUUGUACCUUCCGGAUUCCUGCAGCAGCCUCAAGGAUCAAUUCCUUCGCAUCAAAGAGCGCUUCACCAAACCCGUCGUCGAGCAGCCUGGAGCAUCCUCCCGUAGUGACGUGACUGCGACGACGACGGGACCCGCCACGUCGUCACCCACCGCGUCGACGUCCCCCGAGAAGCCCAAGACCAACAGCUGGCGCGGGAUGGACCCCCACGAUCGCCGCCGCGUCACGGCCGACUCUGGCGGGUGGAUCGACCCGCGGGACCUGCUGGAUCCGACGCGAAACGAGGAAAUCGCCAUGAACCCCAUGGAGCUCAUGCACGAACUGACCAAACUGAACGCGUCCGCGCAGAAACUGUUUGCCGACGACCCGUGGUCCCAUGGCGCCGAGCGGUGGGUGCUGGAAGAAUCGCAUCUUCGCGGGUACAUGACGUGCUGGACCAUCGAGCGCGGCGGCGAGUUGGUCGUGAUGAUUGCGCAAACGAUGAAAAGUUUGAACGCGAGUGUCCACCCCGACAUUUCAUUGCAAUGGAUCGGACGCCAGCUGUACGGCCUGACGAUACAGCUGCCGCUGGCGCGCAAGGAACUGUCCAUGGAGCAUAUCACGGUGGCGUCGGGGAUCGAUGUGGCGCUGGCCAAGAUGCUCAGCCUUCCCGACGUCGCUCCGUGGCCGCCAUCCCUGCAGGCGUCUGGCAUGACGACAUCGACCACCCCGUUGCUGCCAUCGGCGGAAGCAUCGGCAAUGUCGUCAGGAGGAGCAGUACUCCCCCCAAGAACCACCGAAUCAUUUGCGUCCAACCAGCCUUUGCCCGCGACCCCUCGAUCGUCCACUAGUCCAGGCCAUCACGUGCGCAGCCUCUCGUCCGACGCUGCGCCAACCACGAUGGCCAGCCCUGGCAGUUCCAUGUCCUCGGCGACCAAAGCGACGCUGCUGGUACGCAGCAUGUCGACAGACUUGGGGGCGGUCAUGGCGGGAACGAUGCAGCUGCCGCCGUCCAUGUUGAAUGACACCAAGUGGAAGCAACAGCAGCGCAAACUGCUCGUGUCGGGGAUGGCCGAACGUCGUGCGGCGGCAGUCGGUCCGAUGCCCCCAUCGACUGCAUCGUCGUCGACGAAGACAUAUCAUGCGCUCGCCGCCCCCACGACCACGACCAACUUGUUCGAAGAUGAUCCAUUCCAGCGAUGUACCCCAGACAAGACAGGGUGGUUGAAAAAGCGAAGCAGUGGCCUGAAUGCAUGGCAGCUGCGGUGGUUUGAGCUCAAGGGCAACCGCUUGUACUAUUUCAAGAGCGAAAAGGACGGCAUUCCACGCGGCGCGAUCGUUCUAGACAAAGUGCACUGUGUAAAAGACGACGACUACAGCGACAUGCCGUCGUCGUUGACGAUCGCGCCUUCUUGUGGAGAUUUCAUCUGUUUGGUCAAGUUUAGCAGCAAGAUGACGUGCCACUCGUACAGUCGACGAAGCUGCACGCUUCGUGUGGGAGAUGGCGAGUCCGACGUCGAGCUCAACGGGUGGAUUAACGCCAUCUGCCGCGCGUCAUUUCAUUGUUACUUGGCGCUGCCUCCGUCACCCCAAGGCAAAGUGAACCAAAUGCAAGCGAAAAAGUCGGACAAUGAAAUGUACAAGUACAGCAGUUUCCAGUACCUCCGAGAGACGGACCCGUUGCUGUGGGAAAUCAACCCGCUGGACCAAACCGCGAUCCGGAAGAAGGCGGCGACCGCCGCGUCCGCCUCGGAUUACGCGGUCUUGUUUACAAAAUACGCGCAUGUGCUCAAGCAUAUUGUGCUACCACGGCCCCGCCCCAUCAGCAUCGAACAGACGCUGCGCGACAUCAUCCCCGAGCUAUUUUUGAUAAACAACAUUCUGUACGGCGGCGGGGAGACGGAGAGCAUUGACGACAUCUUUGAGGUGCUGGAGGGGUACGUCCGUCGGUUUGCCGCAUCGCACGACGAGUGUGUGCACAUUGUCAGCGCCAUCUUGCAAGCGUGUGCGCGCACGAUUGCGGGCGGCGACUCGUACUUUGUCGUGCGCACAUUGUUGGGCAGUUCGUCCACGGUGAUCCGCCCCGCCGAUAAUCAUGGGAUGCCAAUCGUGAUUGACAUCAGCAGCGCCAAGCCGACGAUGUUUACGAUCACGCUGCAGAGCGCGUUCAUGUUUCACACUGUGGACGAGAUUGAGCGCAUGGACGAGGCGGACGAAGUCCGCCCGACGUGCCGCGUCCAGACGCUGCAUGUGCAAGAGAUGGACUUUGAAACGAACAAGUCGACGCGCCACCUCAAAAUUCGCCAAGUGUUGCCGGACGAAGGAGAACCACUGGAUCGGAAUUCGCACAGCAGUCGAAGCGUCAACCACGACUACGGCGCGCUCUUGGAUGGACUGGGCUAAGGAAGAGUGAGUCUGGUAUACGUCAUAGCAACAACACCCAUGGAAGGUGGAUAGAUAUGGCCUACUUCGGGUGACGUAAUGCAUUUUGCCUGCUUUGAUGUCGG
This is a messenger RNA of Aphanomyces astaci, 2979 nucleotides long. RefSeq lists its product as hypothetical. The coding region runs from base 50 to 2875 and encodes 941 amino acids. Gene Ontology annotation, biological process: retrograde transport, endosome to Golgi; receptor recycling; endosome organization. The record is from RefSeq and is a predicted model, not a curated record. Gene Ontology annotation, cellular component: recycling endosome; trans-Golgi network; early endosome. The transcript has 12 exons. Lineage: Eukaryota; Oomycota; Saprolegniomycetes; Saprolegniales; Verrucalvaceae.